AGAAGGCAGCCUUCAUUGGCCACGAAGCUCGCACCGAUGGAUCUGCCAUGACUGUCAGCAGAUGCACGAGAAGUGAUUUGAUGUGGCAUCAGUGGGCUGGCCUAACAUCGCGUACCCUGCGAUCAGAUCGCAGAACGUCGAUUGUGCCGUCCUGGCGCCCCUUCGGUCACGCGAGCACGCGGGCGAUUUGGAUGAUUGCCGUCUUGCGACAUGUCAGUCGACUCGUGUGACGGUUCGCGCCCCGAAAGGAAGGCUAUGGCGUCGGAGUAUCGUGUCGUCGCCCCGUAGUGGGGAGGAGGAGCGGGAUGCAGAUUAUCCGGCGAGGGCUCGAGGGAUGAAGUCCACCUCGUUGCCGGGGUCUGGCUUGGCACUGCGCGGCUUGCCUCCGUCGAGCCUUUGUGGGAAUGCGGCUCCGGCGAAGUGCACGUCUGCUUGUGGAAACACAGCGGGUCGCGAAAGUGUCAGUUAUCGCUCCCCUGCCACCGCUCUGGCGCGUGGGCUGCGUUGUCUGGCGUGGCAGAGGGCGCGCUGGCUUCUCGGCGCUGGCUUCUUCACGAGCGCAUCGAUGCCCUCCUCUAGAGCGUUUGUCGAUUGAGCGUCAGGAAUCGAGUUUCGAGUUCCCUUUCUUGAUUGUCCCUGGUUCCUGUCACCUGUCUUCGCCGCUCGACGAUCCCCGUUUGCGGCUGCACCGCUGAUCUUUGGACAUCGUGAACGUGAUUGACUCUAUUGGGAAGAAGAAGUUUUGGUCGUUUCUUUGACAACAAUUUACACAACCACGCCCUUGUCUUGCAAAUUUUGCCACCAUGACGUUCCGACAGAAAACCAUGGCCAAGUUGGGCAAAGAGCCCGCAGUGCCCGGGUACACGGGAUUCAUCCCGGCGAUGCGGAAUCACCUGAUCGGUCACAGUUAUGGUGAUUCGACCAGACGAGCGGCAGCGUGCACUGACUCUCUUCGCAAAAAGUCGUACCCGAAGGCUAUUGAAUUGACAGUGGAAUCCCGACCUCAAGACAGAAACUUUUUCUAUGCACAACUUUCUCGAGCUGCAUUAGAACAGCCGCCUAAGGCCAUACACUGGAUUGCCAGCAAGCGAGACUUACCCAUCGAAAUGACAGCGACAUCUGGUUUGGUAGACGUACGGAAAAUGAAAACAUGUAUAGGGACCACAGCCGAGGGUGUCACAACAUGCGCUCCUCACAUGUCUAUACCAGACCCUCCGUAUAAGGACCGGCACCUGUGUACGAAGAGAGAGUUUGAAGCGCUGAAGGAUGAUUGUCUUGAAGUAGCGGAGGCCAGACAUCACAUCAAGGGCUACUCUGGUCAUUACCAUGCCAAGCAGCAUGUCUAUGGGAAGUCAUAUGGAAAGACAACCCGAGAACUACGUCCUCUACCUGCUCGUCCCGUCACUUCGAGAGAAUACCAAUUUUACCAAGACAACCGGGCUUUGAUGGUGAACGAAUUUGAACUCAAGCGUAGAAUGAAAUACAACCAUUUCACUCUCUUACCUCCUGGACACAAACCUGGUGGGUGCCUGGGUAUGGAAGAUACCCCUUGGUCGUGGUAGAAACGUGAACCUCAGUGUAAGCUUUGUUUAGCCCUUAAGCAUUGGUGUAUUGCAGGAACCACACCAUUGAGUGUGAAGUUGGCUUCAGUUUUUUCCUCACAUCUAAAGGUCCCUUCAUUUAGAGGGUCUGUAGGGUCGAAUACUUGGUAUUUGAGGCAGGUGAGAGCAAGAACUCCUCUCCGAUAACAGUUCAUGGAGGACGAGAUGUAUUUUAAAGUUGAGUUGGUUCUUCUCUUAAUUGAAAUGAGUUCAGCUCUGAGAAGGAGGAAAAUCAGCUGCCAUAGCCCUCGUAGAAUCGAUGUGUUGUAUAAAGACGACCGCGGAGUGAUCUCCCCAUGCCUUC
This is a messenger RNA of Marchantia polymorpha subsp. ruderalis, 1905 nucleotides long. The record is from the annotation of a GenBank genome assembly. NCBI's taxonomy places the organism in Eukaryota, Viridiplantae, Streptophyta, Marchantiopsida, Marchantiales, Marchantiaceae.